Molecule: messenger RNA, 1429 nt
Organism: Drosophila hydei
Lineage: Eukaryota; Metazoa; Arthropoda; Insecta; Diptera; Drosophilidae
Gene: al
Product: homeobox protein aristaless
Exons: 5
Coding region: 107-1282 (391 amino acids)
Biological process (GO): regulation of transcription by RNA polymerase II
Molecular function (GO): DNA-binding transcription factor activity, RNA polymerase II-specific; RNA polymerase II transcription regulatory region sequence-specific DNA binding
Source: RefSeq, a predicted model, not a curated record
CCAAAGAUCACAGCAUAGCGAUAUUACAUAACAUCUACUUCAGUAAAAAUUUAUACAAGAAGAAGCUGACCGCUGGUAACUUGGCCGACUUGCUGGCUAUUGGAUUAUGGGCAUAUCGGAGGAGGUCAAGCUGGAGGAACUACCGCAAGAAGCCAAGCUAGCACACCCACAUCCGGAUGCCGUGGCCGAACGUGGUGUGGCAUCAGCCGCAGUCUCAGCUUCUGGUGCGGUGCCCAGCGGCGCCAGCGGCGGCACCAACAGUCCCAUCUCGGACCCCAACAGCGAUUGCGAGGCGGACGAGUAUGCACCCAAGCGCAAGCAGCGAAGAUAUAGAACCACAUUUACCAGCUUUCAGCUGGAGGAGCUGGAGAAGGCCUUCUCGCGCACCCAUUACCCCGACGUAUUUACGAGGGAAGAGCUGGCGAUGAAAAUUGGAUUAACCGAGGCGCGGAUUCAGGUCUGGUUCCAGAAUCGACGCGCCAAGUGGCGCAAGCAGGAGAAGGUUGGACCGCAGUCACAUCCAUACAAUCCGUAUCUGCCCAGCGGCGCGGCGAGCAUGCAAACUGUGGUGGGUGCCGCCCUGCCGCCCAAUCCGUUUACCCAUUUGGGCUUCCAGCUGCGCAAGCCAUUCGAUGCGCCCGCCAAUUUGGCCGCCUUUCGCUAUCCGCACUUGUCGGCUGCGCCAAUGAUACCAUCCGGCUACUUCAAUCAGUUCCAGCGUGCACCGCCGCACAUGCUGCCGCCGGGCAUGGCAUCGAUGUAUUCGCCUUCGAGCUCCUUUCAGUCGCUGCUGGCCAAUAUGACGGCUGUGCCUCAUGGCCGUGCGCCGCCUAUGCCCACCCUAGCUGCCAAGCCGCCGAUGUUGGUGGGUUCGCCGGAUCUGCAUUCGCCCAACAAUCAUAUGCUGGCCUCACCGCCCAACUCGCCCAGCUCACAGCUGUCACAGUCGGCGCCAGUGACGCCAUCUCAGCAACCGCCCCCACCGCCGGCGCAGCUAUCGCCACAGCAGCUGGUUGGCAUCUCGCUGACGCAUCAAGCGCCGCCCGCCGGCUCGCCCACACAAACGGCGCCUGUUGCCCUGACCUUGGCUCAUGCGCACUCGCAUUCGCACUCGCACUCGCUCUCACCGCAACGGCAGCUGGCGCCGCCAACACGUUCGUCCACGCCGCCAGAGGAUCGACGCACUUCGUCCAUAGCCGCGCUGCGACUGAAGGCUCGUGAGCACGAGCUAAAGCUGGAGUUGCUGCGGCAGAAUGGCCACAGCGGCGAUGUGGUCAGCUAGCCAAGCAGCAAUAUAAUUCACUUGGUUAGCUGUAGUUCUAAGCUCUUAAGUUAUUUGAAAACGGACCUUGCAUCUUAUGUUUGUAACAGAAUUCACGGAUUUUCCAUUAAUAAAAUCAAGCACAAACGUCAAAGUGUUUGUGAUAUA